AUGCUGCGAUCUCUCAAAAACAAAGCAUCCAACGUUUGGCAGAAGAGGAAGACGUCGAGAACAAUUUCAAAUCCCGAACUCCAGGCUUCUAGCAGCGCCCUCGUUGAAUUUGAAGUUGACGCUGAGGCUGUCAUUGUCGAUUACUACAACAACAACAACAACAACAACAGCAACACUACCACCACCACCAACACAGUGAAUCCGCCUCCAUAUCAAGACCAUCCCUAUCCUCUACCCCCCACUUCUGUUCCCUCGACAAUCUCGACGGAUCCUGAACAUGAGCAACAGCCUCGACGGCAACCCUCUUAUCCUCUACCUCCGACCUCUGUCCCUUCUACUGUCUCGACCCUCUCGGAUGAUCAGCACAACCAAGAGAAUCCCACAACUCAGGAGCCAGUAGAAGAAUCCCCCAAUCCAGGACCAAACCCGUAUGCCACAAAAUACGUUCCUUACACAGACGCAAAUCCUCUCAAGAACAACAUGUUUGUCAACUCGGCUGGUAUCUACGGGCGGGUAAACCCAGAUAUCAUGGGAGGCUUUGGAGACGACGACGAAUCCAUCUGGCUCGUGGAUGAUGAGGAAGAGGAUGAAAUCGAUCAAGGGCAGCAACACGAUAGUCAAAACCCCCUCACUCCAACAGAUUCUACCUCUGAGUUGGCUUUGAGGCCUUCCAACUCAUCGUCGUCGCACAACCCGGAAACUCACCUGCAACAACCAGGUGCCACUCCCGCACCCGCACCCGCACCAUCUGCCCAGCCAGCCUUUCACUACCAACGGCCUUCGUUCUUGGAUAAUGACGACGACUUGGUUUCCGGCUCGCCCCCUGAUACAGUCACAACCCCCGAGACUAUUUCUAAUGAGAAGGGGAAAUCGACAUUACAAUGGGGCUACGCUCCUAUUUCAUCAUCGAUCCUCGAGUUGACAGACCUUGGUGUCGAGGAUGUUGAUACAAAGUCUCUUGAUACCAGAGACUACACAGAAUUGCCCAACAAACGCCCUCGAACUACUGUAGCUACUGCUGGGCCCUCAACGUCCACUAACCCGUAUGUCAAUUUGUUUGAGCAGCAAGAUGACGCUAUGACAAUGGCAUAUCUUCGCCAGCUAGAAAAGCUCGAGACCGACGUAGCUGAUGAAUUCCGUAUGUGCGGACAUCAAACACGUGGAUGCUUUCCCACGUUUCUCCAUCACGGCAACAUGCACACAUCGUCCAAGCACAUGCCUUGA
This is a messenger RNA of Fusarium graminearum PH-1, 1224 nucleotides long. RefSeq lists its product as uncharacterized. The record is from RefSeq and is a predicted model, not a curated record. Bases 1 to 1224 code for a protein of 407 amino acids. NCBI's taxonomy places the organism in Eukaryota, Fungi, Ascomycota, Sordariomycetes, Hypocreales, Nectriaceae. The transcript is spliced from 2 exons.